AUGUGCACGGAACUACACGGAUAUACUGUCAAUUUCUCCGUUGCGCAGGAUGCCAAUGCCCUUGACUCGUUUGUCCCUUUGUCGCUACCCUCUCCCCUCGUCGUGGGGCCUGAAGGAACCUCUCGUUCUCCCGGUGGUGCUCUGCACGCGGCUUUGCAUAAAGCCUUUGCCAGAGGGAAUAGGAAUUUACGUGUGCUGGCUGCCCCCUUGCUCCUGACUGCAUGUAUCGGGUCAAGCCGGCUAUGCCUAGCGUACGAAAGUGAACGACGAAUCUUGUUGGGGAUGCAAAUUUCAUGUUCCACCGCAAAGAAGCAGCCGGAAACCCAGCAACUGAAUGACCAGAGCCGAAACAUUACAAACCAUGAAGCGGAACGCGUGACGCAAAUCAACACGUCGUGCAUAGCUCAGAAAACCCCUACCCAUACUUCCAGGUUUCAUAGAGGAGCCGGGCUUGCGAGUCUGUUUCGUGAGCUUGGACGAGUUCCAAGCACGGAGUCGAUUAGUUCAGCUUCAGCGACAAGCGCUUCUACGCAGAGCCACCCCAAGCUGAGCUGGAACUCCGAAGUACCUUCAAAACCACGCAAGGAGAAACGCUUGGAAGAUGUAGUUAUUCAAUUCGCCUCUAUGAAGUUGCCGCACGUUUCCGCACCAACUGCAUUACUGUACUACGUGCAACUGGGUCCUUAUGAGACUGCUUGUUCAGAGCUUACAAUUAGGCGUGAUCCAUCAGUCAAUUUCCUCUCCCUUGCAGCAGAGGGAUACAUUUUAUCGUGGCGUUACAACGUUUCGCAUUGCUCAGCAGACCUAGAACAGACCCAGAGCACAACCAACCAUUCUGGUAAUCAAAUACUGUCUCAAUUCAUAAAUUCCAAGCGGGAAGGUCAGCAGACGAUUCAACCCUGCUAUGGCGACGGCAAGGAAAAUCCCUACAGCUACGACAAAGUAUCCCUUCCAGAGUGUGUUCAAAGCAGCACUGCCACAUUAUCAGUUCCCAGUAAGAAUACAAUUGACCAGGCCGGUUCCGCUCUGGGACUCCAAUACAGCUCACUGAAUAAGAGUGGCACAUUCAGCGGCAAUCCUAAAGACGCGCAACUUGCGGGAACUGCAGCGUACCUUCCGCCCGGAUAUGCAACAUCCUGUGACGAUAAUAUCCAGGAGCGUGCGUGA
Messenger RNA from Eimeria acervulina, 1167 nucleotides. RefSeq lists its product as hypothetical. The coding region runs from base 1 to 1167 and encodes 388 amino acids. NCBI's taxonomy places the organism in Eukaryota, Apicomplexa, Conoidasida, Eucoccidiorida, Eimeriidae. The transcript has 2 exons. The record is from RefSeq and is a predicted model, not a curated record.